Penaeus indicus is the source of this 1462-nucleotide messenger RNA. RefSeq lists its product as uncharacterized. NCBI's taxonomy places the organism in Eukaryota, Metazoa, Arthropoda, Malacostraca, Decapoda, Penaeidae. Gene Ontology annotation, molecular function: peptide binding; G protein-coupled receptor activity. The transcript is spliced from 5 exons. Gene Ontology annotation, cellular component: plasma membrane; neuron projection. The record is from RefSeq and is a predicted model, not a curated record. The coding region runs from base 309 to 1289 and encodes 326 amino acids.
CUGACGAGCGAAGGAAGCUGUGUGUGGAGGGCAGGAAGGGCAGUUUUGUCGGAGUGAGCUCUUUUCAAGAAUGCCCCGGAGUUUUUCUUGAAAAUACGUUCACUUUAUCUCUUCCUCUCAUUCGUAACACACCGUUUCUUUCCCACAUUCUCGGGUUUUCUCUUCUUCCUGUCUCAGUUCGAUAUCUGUUGUUUUCGUGUGCGAGUUGUCUCUGGACUAGCUUGGUUAUUGCGUGUGGUAAUCUGUGUUUUCUUCAAAAAGCUGUUGUUUCUGCACUACUGUCAAUUUCUAAGUUCUGUCGACGCACAAUGAACAACUGCACUAUCGAUAGCUCUAAUCGAGGAUGGUUCACUACGUCUCUCGUUAUUCAGCUGACCACAUGUUUCUAUGGCGUGAUAGGAACCAGCCUGAGCCUGUGGUGUCUCCUGACCUGCAAGCGCAUCCAGACGGGAAUGAAGAUCCAGUUGGGUCUGUUCUUCGCCGUCCUCCUGUUGCUUUCCGCGAUGGCCAUGCCCGGGGCGGUUGUGGUCGAAUACCGGUCGUGGCUAUGCUAUGAAGAGGCACCCACCCUUCGGAUUGCCUUCGUCGGACUCUACACGAUUGCAGUCGCGCUCGAAAGGAACAUCUUCGCAGGGAUUGCAGUUUAUAGACUGGUGGCCGUAUGUUUUCCGCAGAAGUACAAGGUCCUGACGCGGUGGAAGGUGGUGACUGUGGUGGAGACUCUUAUUUGCUUAGGCGUCUUGGUACUGUGGAUACCAAUCUUCCUAAAGCAGGACGUCCAGGCUAAAGACUUAAACAACCCGAGCAGCUACAGCAUGGGUCUCGUGCUCUACUACUUGGUCUUCCUGUUCCCUAUCUUCGUUUGUGUGUUUGCCUACGCUAUUUUGAUUAUCGUGAUGAUGGUGCGAAGAUACAAAGCGAAGGAGAGCAGUGGGCUGAGGCCGAGCUACAACGACCAGGUGAACGUCGCCGUGGGCGCGGUCAUCCUGACCAACCUGCUGCUGGAUGGGCCUCACAUCAUCGUGCACAUCCUGGGCAUCCCUUCAACGGACCUUGCCUUCAUCCUCAUCCACGUGGUUUACCGACUGCACACUGCACUCGACCCGUUCAUCUUCAUCGGCCUCAACUUGCACUACCGGCGGCAGGUACUGCGCCGCGCUGUGACCUGCUGCCCCGUUUGUGCCAACCUCGUCAGCAGCAACUUGGCGACCACCACUGCCGAGUCCAGCAGCCGACGACCGGACAGUGUCGGGCAAAAGGUCCAUCCAUCCUGCUCCACACAAGUCUAGGCAGCAGGCAGUGCCACUCGUCCAAAUUGCCCCGCAUGGCCUAACUGCUUCCGGUCUGGCCAGGCGGUGGUUUGCUCAUUUCAUUGUCAUUUGUACAAAAUAUUCGCAUUCACGUUAGUUCUAUAACGUUUUCAUACACAUGCACACACGCACACACACACACACACACACAC